CAGAAAUCUACUUGAUUUUUGCCGUAACAAUUUGUCUUACGAUUAAAAUAACGCCACGCGAAGUAACCCAGUACUGUGUACUUGACAGCGAGCAAUAUUAUUCCCCCGCGUAAUCCCUUCGACUGCAUUACCGAAUUUAUCCUGAUUCUUAUUUUUUUUCUCGUGUCAAUCGUUCAUUCUGUGAACCAACGGAACCAACAGCCAGACGACUAGACUACGUACGUGAUAUUAUAGGGAACAGUGACAGGUGACGCCACACUCUUGGGACAAUCAAGUAUUGUGUAGGCCUAAAGUAAGUACACCUCCUUGAACGACGUCCUCAACAAAGGAGGGCUUUGCGUGUACUAAUCAUUGUACUCUUAUGCCUUUUUACGUACCAAUCGUGUCUCUAUGAAUGCACGUAUAGUGGAAGGACAAUAUAAGAUGAGUAAUGACUAUUCCAUGAGUUUACUAAAAAAUGUUCAUAAGGAUUUACCGCUUCCUGAACCCGGUGAAACAUUUUUAGUGCGUGGGGAUUAUGAAUACUGGCAUUAUGGUUGCGAUGGUUUCAACGAUAAGGGUUGGGGUUGUGGGUAUCGAACAUUACAAACUAUUUGCUCGUGGAUUAAGGAUACUCUAACAUCGAAUGCACCAGUUCCUAAUCUGAGAUCUAUACAAGAGAUACUUGUAGCAUUGGAAGAUAAAGACAAAUCUUUUAUAGGAUCAAGAGAGUGGAUUGGAAGUUUUGAAGUUUGUCUAGUUUUGGAUUAUCGGUAUGAUGUUGUUAGUAAAAUUAUUCAUAUACCAAAUGGCAAGGACUUAAUACAGUAUAUAGAUAAACUAAAAAAGCACUUUGAAGAUUUUGCAAGUCCAAUAAUGAUGGGUGGAGAUAAAGAUUGUUCCAGUAAAGGAAUAAUGGGGAUUCAUAUAGGUUCCAAUGGGAAUGCCUACCUUUUAGUUGUAGAUCCUCAUUUUAUAGGUAAAGCCAAAGGUAUCAACCACUUGCAGAGCGAACACUGGAUUAAAUGGCAACACUUCUCAGAUUUUGUCAAUAGUUCUUUCUAUAAUUUUUGUUUACCACAAGUCCAAGCAAGGAAACAGCACGAGGGACACAGUACUACUGGUUGAAAUGCGUUAUUUGAUUCUCAUUGUUUAAAAUAAACAAGAAAGACACGAUUUCCCAAUUUU
Messenger RNA from Cephus cinctus (wheat stem sawfly), 1167 nucleotides. It is a transcript of the gene Ufsp1, whose product is annotated as ufm1-specific protease 1. The transcript is spliced from 4 exons. The coding region runs from base 391 to 1107 and encodes 238 amino acids. The record is from RefSeq and is a predicted model, not a curated record. Lineage: Eukaryota; Metazoa; Arthropoda; Insecta; Hymenoptera; Cephidae.